Nicotiana tabacum (common tobacco) is the source of this 1879-nucleotide messenger RNA. The record is from RefSeq and is a predicted model, not a curated record. Lineage: Eukaryota; Viridiplantae; Streptophyta; Magnoliopsida; Solanales; Solanaceae.
UCGUGUCUCCUAUAACAUAGAAAAAACUAGGAGUCACUUCCUCCUAGGUUACCUCUUUAGCACAAAAUAACUCUUAUCUCUCUUCUCCCAAACGGUAAUCUCUCCCCUUCUGUCACCUCCCCCUUUCAAGGGUCAUCCCUAUUUCCACUGGUAAAAGCCUUUUUUGUUACAUGACCCUCUGUUUAUAACCCAUAUGGCCACUGCUGUUUCUAGCUUCUGAGUUUACAUUAUUAUCAGGAUUAUUAUUUAUAACCAAAGAAAGGUAUCUAUUAUACCUUUAAUAAUUUGCAAUGUAUGUGAGGAGAAUAAGAAGCAACAACCAAAGAUGGAAUCUUGCAUUUCAGCAUUUCAACCACUAUGUUAGUUCUGGCUACAGAACUUACUCCCCUACACAAACCUCAAGCGUUACCCAUAUACCUUCAGACUGCAUUUCUCUAGGGAGUGUGAUAGGACGAGCUUUGUUAGAUACAUCUAAGUCAAUACAGACUGCUUCUCAACGAGGGAAUAUAAGAUUGUUGAGGAGUUCACCUGCAACACAUUUAAGGUAUUUUAGUUCUAAAGGUGAUGGUAGGGAUGCGAGUGAGGAUAAACAUGUACACACGAGAGAUAGUGGGAGCUCUGAUAAAGGAACAGUUCGGCAGGAAAAAGGCGGUGAAGAUGUGAGACAUUGUGAUGCACAUGCUCAGCUUGGUGAUCAAGAGCAGAAGGAGUGGCUCCGGAAUGAAAAGCUGUCGAUCGAGAGUAAGAAGAAAGAAUCGCCUUUCCUAAGUAGACGAGAAAGAUUUAAAAACGAGUUCUCAAGGAGGGUUGUUCCGUGGGAGAAAAUAGCUCUAUCAUGGGAUACAUUUCCUUAUUAUAUCCACGAACAUACAAAGAACGUUUUGGUGGAGUGUGUUGCUUCCCAUUUAAAGCAUAAGAAGGUUACUGUGGCUUAUGGUGGCCGCUUGAGUUCUUCAAGUGGGAGAAUCCUGCUUCAAAGUAUACCAGGGACUGAGCUUUAUCGAGAAAGACUUGUUCGAACCCUUGCUCGAGAUUUAAAAGUACCAUUGCUGGUGCUUGAUAGCAGCAUUCUAGCUCCAUAUGAUUUUGGUGAAGAUUGCUCAUCUGAAAGCGAAUCAGAUGUAGAAUCAGGUGAAGAGUGUACGUCGGAUUCUGAAAUGGAAGACGCAAAUGAUGCAAGUAAUGAGGAAGAAUGGACAAGCAGUGCUGAGACAAAGUCAGAAGCUAGUGAGGAAGACGUUGAUGUCGAGGCAUCUGUGGAAGCAUUAGAAAAACUUAUUCCAUUCAGCCUUGAAGACUUUGAGAAGAGAGUGUCUGGAGAACUUGAAAGUUCCUCAGAAUCAACCUCGGAGUCUGUUGAUCAAUCAGAGAAAACUCAACGGCCCUUCAGAAAAGGGGAUCGAGUAAAAUAUACUGGACCUUCUGGUGUUGUUAAAGCCGAUAACAGGAUUUUAUUGGGGAGGAUACCUACUUCUGGUGGUCCAACAAAUGCUUACACUGUUAUUCAUGGAAGGUCCAUGUCCAGUGGUCAACGUGGUGAGGUGUAUGAGGUGAAUGGUGAUCAGAUUGCUGUAAUUUUUGAUGCUAGUGAAAAGCAAACAACGGAAGAAGAGAAAGACGAGAAACCCAAAUCACAAGAUGUGAAACCAUCAAUAUACUGGAUUCCUGUAGGGUUCGCUCCGCAGCAUGAAAAGGUCGAGAUGCAAUGUCGAUCACAUUUGAUGGAGCCAUUCGCCCAGAGCAAAGCUUGAAGUAAGGGUACCAUGGUCAUGGCAAGAUCAAGCAUGGAAGAAGAAGUGCAUUAUCCUUUGACACUACAUUUUAAUACAGGUUCCUAGGAAGACAAGCAUGCGGCAGAUACAAGAGUGAAUUUCAGAUG